Molecule: messenger RNA, 5817 nt
Organism: Pangasianodon hypophthalmus (striped catfish)
Lineage: Eukaryota; Metazoa; Chordata; Actinopteri; Siluriformes; Pangasiidae
Product: protein sel-1 homolog 3
Exons: 23
Coding region: 1186-4338 (1050 amino acids)
Molecular function (GO): protein binding
Source: RefSeq, a predicted model, not a curated record
UAAAAAUAUCUUGAGGUAUUAAUAGUCAAAUAGUCAAACUGAAAUUUAUAGGUAUGUGGAGCUGAUUUGGUACAGUAUCAAAGUGACAGUGUUGAUAUCUGGAAUUGAAAUUUCUGCUUGUAAAAAUGUAAUUGCUGCUAUAUUAUGCUAGAUUUGUAAUUAAUGAAAUUAAAUAGUAUGUUCUGUGUAAACCACUGGUACCUUAUGACUCGCCAAAAUAAUUCUAUUCGAAACUUAUUAGAAUUUCUACUAAUCAAUAUGUUACAGCAGAUGUCUUAGAGUUAGUCAGAUUGCUGUAUGGUUUGGUUACUUUAGGAUAAAACAGCUUGGAGUUGUUGCACAGUAAGAAUUUAAAGACAUUUUCACUGGUUCCUUUUAGAAAAUCAGUCCAAACUCCAGCCAGGUCCAGGUUAUUUUAAUUUUAUCAACCUGACUGUACAUUUCACCUGGCCUUUGCCUUUGCCUUUGAGGGUGGAGCUGCAGCUUUGUGUUUGCUUACAUCUGAACCUAACAGGAUGUUCUUCCGCCUGAGAAACUCCUCAUACAUAUAAUACUCAUUAGCGAUACACAAGUGAAUCGGUCCUUUAAAACGACUCUUUCAAAUGAAUCAUUUGGGCGAAUUGAUUCGGAAGCAGAAAUGAAUUUUGGUGAUUUUGAUUCUUUAAUUAAAUCAAAUGCCUUUUGUAAAUUACUAAUUUGUUUAUCUUGUAGAAUAUCACUUUUAAAAGAAAGAAAGGUGUUAUAUCAUACAGAAAUAUUAUAUUCACUCAGAAUGUAUCAGGAUGAUCUGAUAUUGAUUAAUUAAUUUAAUUGUUAUACAUACAAUUAUUCUAUUAAACGUGGAAUACAAUGUGAAAAUAUUGAAUGAAUGUUACUGUUACUGAAGGAGAUGAAAUUUUAACCUUCACAACACUCUUAGGAAGUUAUGAAUGGAAACGAUUCAAACCUCCUGUAGUUCGAAUCACUAAAAAGAGUCGAAUCAGUAAAGUGACUCGUGUGAACACUGUCAUGCUGGUCACAUGGAAGUGCCUCGGUUUGGACAGGACGUGAUUAAAUACCACGUUUGAUGUGAAAGAUGCGAGCUGAUCUAAUUAGUCAUGAUUAAAUGUGACUCUUUAUGAAUCUGUCAGGAUAUAUAUUUUUAUUUUUAUUAUAUUUUUAUAUAGUUUUAGCUCACUUGUGAAAAUGGGAGAAUUGCAGUGGAUCUGCAGGAGGCUGUCACUUCAGCUCAGUAUUCUUGUAAUUUCCUGUUCAAGUCUUAGCCAAAGCAGCCCAGGUGCUAUCACACUCAUAAACCCACAUGAAUCUCCAGUCUCAGUCCACCCGCUGUGGGUCCAGUACUCCUGCAGUGAUUCGGCGAUGGUCCACCUGCAGGUUUUGGUCUCUUUUGACACCGGAACCACGUCUGUGAUCUUCCAGAGACGGUGGGAGUGUUCUCCUGGUGCCCACAGAACCCAUGUUGUGAAGAUGCAUCUCCCUGACUGGUUGGUUUAUCAGCCUGACUGGAGGGUACCGAUGUCUGACUGGGUGCUUAGCUGUUUUGUCCGUGUCUGGAUGAGCAGCAGUGUAUCAUCUGAGCCGAGCCAGGAGUCUCUGGCCAGCGUUGUGGAAACUUUCACCGUCCUCAGUCCUCUGAGUCGGAUGUUUAAAGAGCACCUGCUGUGUCCUAGCUGGGAGACGGAGAUGCUUUGGAAAGCUCGCAGAUGGAAAUCUGAGUGUCCAGUGGAAAACGAAGUCGCCAGUUUGCUGUCCUCACUCUAUGGGUCCACUGGGGAGAACUUUGGCAUCACUAGAACCCUCCAUCCGUACACGAACAGAUUUCUGGAAGGACAACGUCUCAAAGCCAUUACAUAUCCAUGGUGUGCCUUCUCUAUUUGGGUUUUAUUAGACAAACAAUGUAAAGAACAUCUGUGUGGGAUUUUAUAUCACAUAGACUUGAAGGAGAAUUACGUCAGUCCAUCUUUGUUUCUCACACGUACAGGUCACAUCCAUGUGCAGCUGGAAUUAGAGAACGGUUCGCCGUCAGCGUUUCUGUCUUCCUUCACACUUCCUUUGCACCAGUGGUGCCUUCUGAAUCUGGAGCUGACAGGAAGAAUGGGGAAAAUCACAGUCGCAUGUAUUGCGGGACAUGAACAACCGGUUAUUGACUCAUCAGAAUACACGUUUAGUACCACAGUAAGGAUGGAUGAUACAGACGGCUAUUUUGUGGUUGGUGGAGGUAAAUUUAUAAGAGGCAUUGAAGGGUUUUAUGGUCCAGUCACAUAUUACAGAACAAGAACUCCUUCUUUUAACAUGUCUGAGCUCCAGCUUCCUCAGACAGUACGGAUGGUGAAUAUAUCUGGAUGGUUACAAUCCUGUCAGCAAUUUCAAGCUGAGCUUGAACGCAAAAUAUCUGCGUAUUCUUGUGAAAUUGCUGCAAAGACACAGGGAGAGAGAUGUGUGGAUGUAUACACAGAGCUGGCACUGAAAACCAAUCCAGCAUCCUCAAGGACACAGUGCAGCUCUGAUGAAGCACUACACAGUCCUCAGAGACGACCAGUGGCUCGGCUGGUUGAGAAAAUCUUCAACAAAUAUGGCUCUGUGAGUCCAGCAGCCGUUGGCCGAGCUCUGUAUGCUGCCGUUCUGCGUACGAUGGAGAGAGAAGAGAGUGUGAAGACAAUAAGCAGGCUGAUGCCGUCUCUAUUACAAGCAGGGUGUUUAGGAGACAACCGAGCUCUCCAUCUCGCUUCUGUGCUCUACAGCGGUGGACUUGGUGUUAAGAAGCAGCCCUACAAGGCCUGGCUGCUAUCAGUGUUGGGAGCUCAGAAGGACUGGAGGCUGGCUCUCCUCCGGCUGGGGCACCUUCACCGUGUCGGUGAUCAGGGCGUGGAAGCAGACCCUGACCUCUCCUAUGCCUACUAUUCCAACAUCGCCAGGCAAACCUCAGCUGACCGUCUCAACCCUUCCUCACAACAGAUGUUUGUUGAGUCAAUACACCUAAAUGACGAGGAAAUCCUGAAAGCACAAACCAAUCAGGAUGACGACAUCUUUCAGUGGCUCAAACUCCAGGCACGCAAUGGUGUAGCAGACGCAGAGCGAGCAGUGGCUCGGAUGCUGUUCUGGGGUCAGCAAGGUGUAAGUCCAGAUAUCCAGACAGCAGUGAGACACUAUGAGAGAGGAGCCACCAGACUGCAGGACCCUGUGUCUAUGUACGACUACGCCAUCAUUCUGCUCACGGGCCGAGGAGUUCCACAAGAUGUGCCCAAAGCUGUCACUUUUCUGAAAAAAGCACAGGAACAGGGCUUUGCUCCAGCCAUCACUGCUUUGGGUUGGUACUACGAGCAGUUUGAGAAGAACUAUGAGCGAGCAGUGGAGCUCUGGGAACAGGCUGAUCAGCUGGAGAAUCCAGACGCUGCUAUGAAUCUAGGAGUCCUUCACUUGCAAGGCCUUUAUCCUGGACAACCACCUGACAAAGUUAAGGCGUAUAAGUACUUUCUGAAAUCAGCCCAGAGAGGCCACAUAAAUGGAGGCAUUGAGCUAGCUGAAAUUUGGAGUCGAGGUAUUCCUGGCUAUGUGGUGCGACAUCCAUCAGAUGCUGUUCUAUGGGUGAAGUGGGCAUCUGAGCAGAAUGGAUAUCUUGGUACAGCCUUGAGGAAAGGCCUGAAUGCCUAUCUUAAGGGGAACUGGUUUAUGGCAUUGAUUAAUUACCUGAUAUGUGCUGAGUGUGGAUUUGAAGCAGCUCAGUUUAACAUAGCGUUCCUGUGUGAACACAGUCCGCAUGGAUCCUUGAACCCAGCAUUUAUGACACAGUGUAUGUUACGAUACUACAAUCUCUCCAUUCAGAGCCAAGAUCCUUCACCUUAUGCUUUGGUUAAAAUGGGAGACCUGUUCUAUGAGGAGCACACACGGGGCAAAAGAGACCUUUCAGAUGUAGCUGAGAUGUACAAAAAAGCAGCACUCAAAAACGACCCACAGGGCUGGUACAGUCUGGGGCUGCUUGUUCAGGAAGGUCACAGAUUACCAGCCAUGGUACUUUCUGAACUAAAGCUGCUGCAACAUUAUUUUUCAGACAGAUACACCCUUCUUACCAGCCUGUACCACAGAUGUAGAGACUCUAACAGUGAUGAAUCGUACCUCCCCUGUACUCUUGCUCUGCUUGCUUCACACUUAGACUCCAUACAAACACUUGGACCUGCUACUGUGAAGCUCCUGAGCGCAGUGGCAGUUGCUGUCGCUACUCUCUCCUUUUUCAAACUCGUCCCUGCGAUCCUUCGUCAGAGGUCAGUAUCAAGUCAGCAGAGUUCAGCAUUAUCUGAGAGCAGUGAAGCACCAGAACAGGACGAGACUCCAGUGGUCUGAGUGGCAUUCAGUGUUAAUGACAAACCGCAUGAGAAACUGACCAACGAACAUGGAGGAUGAGAAACUAAGAGGAUUUCAUUUCAUCAUGGUUUGAAAGACGUUUAGAAGUUUAUUUUUUGAAUCGUCACUGUUACGUCUUUACAUUUCUCAGCUUGACCACUGAGAUUUUAAGUAUUGUUUCCCUUAUCUCAUUUCAGCUGUAAACACUAUUUAUAGUCUUACCUUAUUGGUUUUCAUGUCAUAGCCCAUAUAUACUGUAUAUUUAAGCUAAAGUUUCAGACAUAAACCACUUGUGGGUGUGUUGUAGGAAAAUAAUCAAAGAUGAAACAGAGUUACUGUUACUAUCCUGAACUUGAAUAGCUUCCUAUAACUGCACAUCCUGAAAUGUUUUAUUCCUCUGAUACCACAGCAGUCUGCCAACAAUCACAGUUGGUAAAUUUAAUGACAUUUUUAAAUCCAUUAAUAGUUACCUUCAUAGUUAUAGUCAUAUAGUCCAUAGUCCAAAGUAGUUCCUGUUAUCACUUACAUUAUAGCAGCUAUAAACACUAAAAACAAAAGUAAAGAGACUCUGAGAACAGAGUUGUAUUUUAAUGACCAAGAAAUCCUUUCUUUCCUAUACCUACUUUUGCGAGCAAACAACUUUGCCAGAAUUUACAGGGCCUCACAUAUCCAGUCCAGUUGACUAAAAAUAAAGAGCUAAUUAUAGUGAUUUGCUAAGAAAUAUACACAGCUGCACUUGGCAUAAUUAAUACAAUCUGCACAGUAUAAACAAGUUUGCACACAUCUUCUCAUCAGUAAACAUACUGGUGGCUGGGGGGAUUUUUCAGUGAUGUUUGUUAUUAGGGUUUAGAUUUGCACAUGCCCUGAAUGUUUAAAGAGUGUGUGUGCUUUUUGAUCUGCUGGUUGGAUUAACUGCAUAUGAGCUGCAUUUCUAUCAUUGAGUAAACAUGAAAAACACAGAAGACUGAAGGACAUUGAAGCAUGAGGUCUCAGCACACUGAAAAAUAAUUAGUCCACAGAAAAGAGCCUCUUUUAAUUUGUGGCUAAUUUUUGAUGCCUUUUAAUAAAUUCAUAAAAAUGUGACUUGACAGAAUAUAUCUUCAAAAGUGUUUGAAAACUCUCUCUUAUCUCUUACUCUCUUCCUUGUUUUUUUUUUUUGCAUGCUAGUUCAUUCAUUUGAUUGUUACAAAUGUGUAACUGAAACCAUUUUUGCUUUUCACUGGCAGUCUGAGAGCCACUAAUUACUCUCACUGUUGAUAAAAAGAAUAACAAAUUGUUCAUUCUCCAGAGAUGGAAACAAUGCUAAAUGCAUAUGCAAGGAGACAAAAGGACAAAACAAUAAAUUGAAUCAGAUUUUUGCUUGCCAAUACUUGUUUCCAUAACUGUUCUGUUUAUACCCAAACAGCCCAUGCACAUGGUCUGAACAUACAUUUUUUAAUACUACUAAAAGUUAAAUGCCUGUUUUAUAUAUUAAAUGUG